AUGCCAGAUCCACCCACCACCCACGCGCAGCCACCAAAGCUAAAGCCAAAGCCGAAGCCGAAGCCCCAGCGGCGCAUCCCACGGACCGGCCCCGCCUGCGGUAUCCGACGCAACAGCAACAGCAGCACACGCAGGCUUGUGCGUCCAAGGACGACAUUGUCGUGGGCGGCGGUGGCAGCGGAUAUAGAGGAGUUUAUCGUGCUGGGGUGCGAGCGGCGCGGGACUGCGGGGAGGAGCGGCGGCGGUGUGGAGGAGCUUGAGAGGGGGGUGAGGGGGCUAGAUUUCAGACCGGCGGAUCAUGAGGAAGAGGCCGUGGGAGUCGUUGUGGUAUGCAGGAUGCCAUGGAAGGUGUCGGAGUAUGAGAGGGUGCUGGCGCAGAGGGGGUAUAGGCUGUUUGAGCGGUAUGUGGUUGGUGCGAGGAUGGCGGGGGAUUUGGCGGUGCUUAAUUUUAAGUCCCCACUCGCCGUAUUUACUGGCGACAAGGAUAAAUACGGGGACCACGAGUGGUUUCUACUAUUUUUGAAUGGCGAGGGCGAAGCCGUGGAGUAUGGCGGUGUCAGUGGCAGGUCACAGAACCUGGGGAGAGACUUUGAGAUGGGCUGCUUGGAGUUCUAG
Molecule: messenger RNA, 615 nt
Organism: Morchella sextelata
Lineage: Eukaryota; Fungi; Ascomycota; Pezizomycetes; Pezizales; Morchellaceae
Exons: 3
Coding region: 1-615 (204 amino acids)
Source: RefSeq, a predicted model, not a curated record